UAAAUUAUCUCUGGGUUAAGUUUAUUUUCAACGCGUCGAAACCUUAUUCAUAUUUUUUCCAGUUCUUUAUUGUUUAUAGGCAGCCACUGUACAUGGCAAUAGCAUGGCCAGUCAGAAAUAUUUAGUGUGAAUAUUCAACUACACUCAUGCUGUGUAGAUAUAUGAACAAACGACAACCUUGCCGCUUAGCUAUGUCACUGAAUAUAAUGGUUGGUUAAUAUUAUAUAGCCGAUUUUGACAAACUCGAACCGAUUUCGCUGUCUGCAAUUCUGCUAUAGCAUGCAUUUAUCUGGUUGGUUUCGCUGUCUGAAAUUCAGCUACACUGUACCUAUCUUUAGGUGGUAUUUAUAUAUGAUUAUUUUGGCAAAUUCAAACCGUUUUCGGUGUCUGAAAUUCAGACACCCAAAUUUAUCUCAGUCUGCAUGGUUGAUGAUUUUGACAAACUCAAACCGUUUUCGGUGUCUGAAAUUCAGACACCCAAAUUUAUCUCAGUCUGCAUGGUUGAUGAUUUUGACAAACUCAAACCGUUUUCGGUGCCUGAAAUUCAGACACCCAAAUUUAUCUCAGUCUGCAUGGUUGGUAUUUAUAUAUGAUUUUGACAAACUCAAACCGUUUUCGGUGUCUGAAAUUCAGACACCGAAUUAUAUUUAUAUCUGACAAUGGUUGGUCUAUUUAUAUAUAUGAGUGAUAAUCUGAAUCCAGUUUAAGUCAUGUAAGCAUAUGAAUACUGCAAAUUUUCAAUUUAGCAUUAAUAAUUUCAGAAUGGUGUCUCGUUUAGACAAAAAUGUUGUUUUUUUGCAGAGUCUCUGCCAAAAAAUAGUAUUUCGAUUUGCUAAAAUGAAAUCUUCGCUCUUUUUGUUAUUUUUUUUAAUUUUUGCAGAAAAAAAAAUAGUUUAGAAUUAUUGAAAAUAGUUUGGAACGCGUUUGUUCUUGCUUCAUUAUGAAUUCAUUUUUACUCCCAUGAGAGUUCCGUGGAAUUUCCAUGGAAUUUGUGCUUUCGAGUUGUUUGUGCUGAAACGCAUUCUCUCGUAUAAUACCCCGUACACUUUGAAAUGGCGAUGCCACAAUUUACCCAGCAGCAGAGAGCUCUUAUGCAUGGUAUCAGAGUUCCUCCGUAGCAACAACAUAAACUUGGUUCGCCAAAGUUUCACGAACGAAUAUCCAGCUGAUGUACGAUGCCCUUCACGUAUUCGCACAUGAAGGGCAUCGUACAUUUGUAUAUUCCUUCGUGAAACUUUGACGAACCAAGUUUAUGUUGUUGCUACGGAGGAACUCUGAUGCCAUAAAAUCUAUCUGCUGCGGGGUAAAUUGUGGCAUCGCCAUUUGAAAGUGUACGGGAUAUUAUACAAGAAAAUGCGUUUCAGCACAAACAACUCGAAAGCACAAAUUCCAUGGAAAUUCCAUGGAACUCUCAUGGGAGUAAAAAUGAAUUCAUAAUGAAGCAAGAACAGCACCAACGGAGAAAAAUGUAACAUUUUCACAGGCUUUUCGGAGGAUUUGUACUCGGUAAAAUCCUGCCGAAAUUUUAUCAUAAAUGCAACAAAUAGCGAACUUUUCAUACAUGAGCUCAAAUAAAGAAUACCGUUUGUCAUUUCCGUGCGCAAGCCACUUUUAGGGGAGCAAAAGUUGACCACCCCCCUGAAUAGCAAAAUUUACUAUUUUCAAAUUUUUUAUAUUUUCCAUAAUUUAAGAACUCAAGCAAUCCAUAUAUAGCAAAAAUUACAUUUCAUGAACAGAAUUGUGGAAUUGAGAGCAAUUUCAAAAUUGUCUUACUUUUUUUGAUACACCCUGUAUAUACAUGAUAUAGUAAACAAAUAAUAUUGUAAAUCAAUUGAUGCAUAGCUAAUUUCUUUUUGACUACUUGUCUAUCCAAAUAUAAAGGUAUUACAGUUGCUAAAUAGAGUAAGAAUAAAAUGUCUGUCCAAAAUAAUGAAUUGGAUUGGAAAGUGAGGAGAAGACCUUCGAAAUAAACAAUGUCCUUGGGGGUGGCCCCACGUCCAUACCUUAACUGCUUCCUUAGAAACUCAAUUGUAAUGAUAGCCUAAAACCUUAAACUCGAACACUAGUAUAACAUGCCAAUCCAAUUUGUGGUGUGUAAAUGUACGAUUAAUUAGUUUCUCGUUUUUAUUUUCAGAGACAACAAUCACAGUUCCAAGGUAUGUUAGUUUAAUUUACUUUGAGAAAAAUGGCUAAAUUUCCAUUUUGCUUGCAUUUAUGUAAAUAAUUUUAUAUUUUGUUUAUAGUGCAACGAAUGGGGAGGUCCCUCUGGUAGGGCAAAUGAAUUUUUAAUUUUUACACGUCGAAUAAUGAAUAAUACUUCUAUAUUCCAUAGCUGCUGUUGUUAUUGUUGUGGUUGUGGUUGUUGUUGUUGUUUUCUUGGUUGUUUCAAUAAGGCUACUUGCUAAUUUCAAACUGUAGUUACCACUACGGGAAACACCUCCUCCACUACUUCGUAAAGAUAUUUGGGAAAUACCAAGACGUCGUGUAGAACUUGGUAAGAAGUUAGGUGAAGGUGCAUUUGGGUUUGUGUUCAAGGCUAUCGUGACAACUGGUGAGAAUUCAUCAGAAACAAAAGUUGUUGCAGUAAAAAUGGUUAAAGGUUAGAUACGUUUGCUACAUUAAAGCCAACCCCAAAUAUGAUUUUUGUAUGUGUAAUAUUUGGGUCUUUCUAAUGAGAAUAUAUCUUUAAUAAAGUUAAAACCUUGUCUUGACCAACGUUUUCACUAUCAAAGUUUCUGAAUGUGAUGUCAUUGAAAAUUGAGAUGGAGAGGGAUUUGACGACCUGAAAAAUACAAUUAAAUCUUCGACGUUUCGAGCGAAGGUCCUUCGUCGGUAAGUUUGUGACAUGGGUCGGGAAAUGUGCUUCAUUUUUCAGGUGUUGAUUCCCUAUCCAUCUUAAUUUUCUCGUGUUUUCGUACUGCCUACGACAGAUCGUUCGAAUGAUCGUUCGAUUGUAAAUUAGCGUUCCUUUGCUUGUUGCUGUAAAUAUUCAUCUAAUAGCGUCAUAUCCUGAAAUCCUGAUAGUGAAAAAGUUGAUAAUCAAGAUGGUGUUUUUUACUAUAAAAGAUAUAUCACAUUUCUUCUGAGAAUUAUCCAAAUAUUACACAUAUACGAAAAUCGAUAUCAUAUUUCGGGUUAGUGGCACUGUAAUAUUAGAUGUUGUUUCCUUAGGGCCACUGUAUAAGAAUUCCUCCCCUGCCAGUGUACCCAAUUGCAAUUCAUCACUUAACAAAUAUAAAAUAUUUUCCGUGUUGAUAUACAGUUAUAUCGACACGAGUGGAAUUGGGAAAACGAGAAAUUGCAUGGAAACACGACGCCCGAAGGGCGGAGUGUUUUCAUACAAUUUCGAGUUUUCCCAACUUCCACGAGUGUUGAUAUAACUAUAUAUCAAUACGGAAAAAAUGUUUUAUAUUUUUUUUAUAAUAUAGCAAUGUCAAAAGCCCGAAGGAUUAGGAAAAUUUCCGUGUUUACAAGCGGCAAUAAAUUUCCCGUGUUGACACUGAAUUAUAUCAACACGGGUCUUAGCCAAUCAGCGUUCAGAAUUUACAAAUGCUAUAUUAUAAAUACAAAUAAUAUAUGGAACUAAACACAUUUAAACUGGCAGUCGGACAACUACAUGCUACAGGAACCGAACCCUGGUAAUGAAGGUAAAAAGUGAAUCCACUGAUAAGCCAACACUCCUGACUUAUUUAGAAGAAGCAUCUUCAAGCGACAGACAAGAUCUUCUGGCAGAACUGGAGAUCAUGAAAAAACUGAAACCUCACCCAAAUGUUGUGAGUUUGAUCGGUGCAGUUCUAAAUGAAGGUCAGUAUAUUAGAAAGUAAUUGAGUGUUUUGUAGAUGGAAAUCAUCAAGUGUAAAUUUUAUAUACAUUAAUUAGAUCUGGCCAGGAACAGCUGCGAAAAUUGCAAUCGAAGCUGCGGCCCUGCGAUUCCAGUACAGUGCUCUAACCAACUAGGUUCGAUUCCUGCCUGCUUAAUUUGAUAACUCAUUAUUUAAUCAUUUAUUCAAUUUAAAUCAUACAUUUUUGAAAUUACCAAAAUAAUAUAAUAAAGACAGAUUAUACAGAACUAAUAGUUCCUUGUAAAUAUUUGUGACGUCGAUUCUUGAGAUUGUACAUAUUUGUGACAUAGAAACCAUGACAUCAAACUAACUGAAAUAUCUCGAAAACGAAGCAACAGAAUUACGAAAAACUGCAAAAGAAGUUACGCUAUAAUUUUAUAUUUCUUUUAAAUAAGAUACUAAAAAUUGUCGUAAUUAGUUAAUAAACAUUCUUACAGUUAAUUGCCCCUUCGUCGUUGUGGAGUUCGUUCCAUUCGGGGAUUUACUGGGAUAUUUAAGAAAAGUGAGAGGUGUACAAGACUCAUGUUAUUUUGACGCUGAUCAUCAACCAAAAACGAAACUAUGUACAUCACAAGAAUUAAUGAAAUUCGCUAUUGAGUCUGCACAAGGCAUGGAAUAUUUAUCAAUGAAGAAGGUAAUGUUGAACUUUCCUCGCGUAAUGAUUAAAUAUUUCAUGAUGAGUUGCUGUAACAUAGUUAUAGUAGGCAUAGCGGUAGAUUUAAAUUGGCAUGUUUGAUGUUUAUUUAUUUUGGCAAAGUUUUUGUUAUCCUGGAUUGUAGAUUACUGCAGAUAUUAUUACACAAGAAUAAUUUCAUACGUAAAUAUUUAUUCACUCAAUUAUUUAUUAACCAUCCAGUAUUGUUGUUAUGGUGUCCAAAUAUAUAUAUCUACACAAAAUCGUACCGAGUCAGCUAGUAUACAGUGAAUUAACAUUUGAAAUGUACAGUAUUCAUGCAGUGACAAAAUAUCUCGUAGAGUUUUACUUUCUUUUGUUUGAAGAUCGUCCAUCGAGAUCUUGCAGCACGCAAUGUUUUGGUUGGUUCAGGGAAGACGUGUAAAAUCACAGAUUUUGGCAUGGCCAGAGAUAUACGACGCAGUGAGAUCUACAUGAGAACACGGGUAAACAAUACAAAUAUUAACUUGAACGUAAUAGACCUCAUGCAUAAUGACGUCACAAGGCUUGAUGCCCGUGAGGAAUGCUGGUCUUAGUAGUCAUCGCCCGGGAAAAUUUCGAUAGUGGCCAUACUAAGAGGCCAUACUAAGUGGCCAUACCGAAUACUAAGACCAGCAUUCCUCGCGGGCAUCAAGCCUUGUGACGUCAUUAUGCAUAAGGUCUAUUUUCCAGUGUAUAGGCAACGUUGAACAAGAUUCAAUAUAAUUGUUGAAGGAUAAAACUAUAUACCUGAAAAUUCAAAUUUAGAAAAUACUUCAUAUUUGAUCAAUACUUCAACAUGGCCAGAAAUACAUUUGUGUCAGUGGAUUUCGGUUUGGACAUGCGUAGUAAAGACCACAAUCCUAUUUCAUUGCAAUGACAAAGUGAAAUUUUUUAAAAGGAAUAUAAAGGAAAAGUGCUAUUUAGAUGGAUUUUAUGAUGGUUUGGAAAUUUUCGCCAUUGUGAAUUGCCAUCUUAUAUCCGCGCGAAAAUCGAUUUCCCACAACGAACAGUGAACUCCGCGGGCACAUGGUAUGACAUACAGUAGUCCGUGCGUUUUAACUGUGGUUUGACCACUUCAAAGCAUGUGAUAUAAAAAAACAAAAAGGUUGCAAGGAACAUGAUUGAUGGAUGAAGGAGGAUGAUUAACACCCUUUAAUUUGCCUUUCUUCACGGCUUGCUGAGCUACGAACUAUUUUUGUCCAGCUUUCACCACCUUAUCCAACACUCUCCCUUGUCAAGUAAAAUCGUCUGUUGUAGACUAAAAAGAAUAAAGUAAGCGCAUCAUCGCGCAUUGCCACUUAAAGGGUUAUUGAACACAAUUUUACAGGGACUUAUUCCAGUGAAGUGGACAGCUAUUGAAUCUAUUCUUCGUGGAAUUUAUACAACAAGAAGUGACGUGUAAGUAUGCAAUAAUUUACUAAUUAGAUCAGGGCGUGGAAUGCCAAGCAACCAGCACUGUCCUCCAAUGUCCCAAUGUUAUUUGGUGAUCGGAUUAACUUUUCAUCCCCUCAAACACUUUUACAUUAACUUAUUUGCAGUAAAAGAUAAACGAUAGGGAGCAUUCGCAAAUUUACGCCAUAUGUGUCGUUUUCUGAACAUCAGAACCGCAAACUUCAAAUCGCAUUUGGUACAUUCUGCAAGUUUUCGACAGCUCAAACUAGUUAAUUCAUACUCAAAUUAAUCAAAUUCGAUGCACAAAUUUUCCCAAUUUCGAGCAUUUAACCUCAAGAUACAAUUUGAUGUUAGCGGCAUUUGCACAGCUGCAAGUCUGCCGUAAAUGUCAAUCUGUAACUCUCUAAAACCUCAUGUCCAACUUGUUUUGGUUUGUAGAUGGAGUUUUGGGAUCUUAUUGUUUGAAAUACUCACAGUAGGUAAGAAAUGACAGUCUUUCCUCUAUUUAUACUCGCCCGUCCCCCCUGCAUUGUAUAAUAAAUUGUGCAAAAUGUCUCCAAAUAUUCCUCUAAUGAUGGUUCUGUAGCUCCCAGUUCAGGACCACUGGGAAAAAGCCCCAGGGGACUGAGCAGAAGAAAGAGUCUCUUUAGAACUUUCUUUGUAAUGCUAGGUGGUUCUCCUUACCCUGGAAUGAAUGGUUACCAAGUGAGAGAUUUCAUUUCUCAAGGAAAAAGAAUUCCGAAACCAAUGCAUGUAGACAACGAACUGUAAGUUUAUAAUGUUUGUGUCUUUAUUUAUUGUUUGUAUAUAGUUACGGGUAGUUUUGGUGUUCUUUCAAUUAAGGACUUCCAAAUAUAUACAUGCAGCAAUGCACGCUGAGUGAAACCGUCGCGGAACCGAAAUAUUUUCUCGCGAUGAUUGAACUCAUGCCUUGGAGGACGCGCAGUGCUUCAGAACCAUCCUCACAGAUAUGAAAAACUUGUUUCAUAUUAUUCUGAAGUACAACCCUUUCAUAAAUUUCCACAUCUUUCUUAAAUUUUUAAUAUUGAAUCCAUGUAGUGAAGUGUAACAUGAAAUAUUUUCCUAGUUACCAAGUCAUGAUGGAUUGUUGGCAUCCAAAUCCACGAAAACGUCCAACAUUCAAACAAUUGGUAUACACAUUGAAACGACUUGAACCAUGCCACGAAGUAAGAUUGAUUAUUACAAAAAAGCAAUUUGGGUUGAUAGGGAUGCAACUGUUACUCCUAUUUCCCUUCACGUAUGGAACAUAACGAUUGCAAAAGAUAUAUAUUUUAUUACUAACAAAAUGUGAACUAUAUAAACUCUCGUUUUACAUGUGCUCGAAGCAACUGUUAAUCUAUAUAUUGUCCCGCGAGUGUCCCACGCGUGAUUCUUGCGUAAUCAUACAACUAAGGGCAGGGGCCCUACACUUUCCCCCUGGAAAGAAAUGUCAAACACGACAUUGAUUCAAUGAAUCAUGAAAUCUCCAACAAUUACAAAUCUUACAAACUUAUCCAACACGAGAUGCUGCAGUCAUUUCGGGCAAGAGUCAGUUCGUUUCUUAUUACUCGUUCCACUAUCGUAUGUUUUCAAAAACAUCGUUUCAAAUUUCAAAACUAACAUGCACUUGAAGUUUCUUUCGAAGAUCACGAUCUUCAGUUCAAUACAACGUUAACGUACUUAUCUAAUUAAAGAACAUUGUUCCACAGUACGGACAAUGAGGUCCGAGGUAUGCGAAGGGAUUAUAAGGUAGGGGGGUUGGCUGCCACAUAUAAGGAAUGGAAUUCAUUGGUGGGAAAGACAUCACUCCUGGGUGACUAGGCCCUACAAAACCGAAAAUAGUGUUCAUACUACCAGGGUAUGAAAUGCCUGUGACUGGGUUACCUGGUGUCCAAUAAUUUAGUCUUGGUGGUGGGUUUCUGUUUCUGCUAGGUCUGGUAUUUCCCAUAGGUGGUGGUGGAAUAGACACAUUUUCCGUUGCUGGCGGUGGAAUGGUUGGUUGUUGUUCAUCAAGGGCCAAUACAUCUGGGUUCUCGACCGCUGGUAACUCUGAGUUGUCUAUCUCAUCAUGUCCGUGCUCGCCGUCUUGAGCUGGUGUCACGGCAUCGGUUACGUCCGCCCCACUCCUCUGAUCAUUCGCCAACGGUACAAAUGUUAACCCAUCUAAUUCGUCUUCAUCUGAUUCCGGUUGACUAGUAGAUCUUGUGCUGGGAGGAACUGUAUUUUCUCUUUGACGACGAGGCGUUUUUUGGUUCAACAGCGGUUCCACGGGAAGUGAACUACACGGUAAGCAUAUUACGAUGAAGAGUUCUACUCGGGCCAUCAGAACUUUCGGGUUUAACUAUAUAGACUGGGCUAUCUUCCCCUCUCCUAGUGACCACGACAUGUAUCUUGUCUUCCCAAUGACUUCGCAGCUUGCAAGGUUUAUCUCGUUUACUCAAAUUUCGUACAAGAACUCUAUCCCCCGGUCGUAACUCCGAACUACGGAUGCGGCGGUCGUAUAGCUUUUUCCCUUUCGCUCUACUUUGUGAACUCCUUUCGUUUGCAAUCUUGUACGCUUCAGACAUCGCUUCGCUCCAGUUGUUAACAUACUCUCUAUAAUUCGGUGACUCAGUUGACUCGCUCUCCAGGUUUAGGAUCAUAUCAAUAGGUAGACGAGGAUGUCUGCCAAAUAAGAGAUAAAAUGGCGAGAAUCCAGUUGACUCGUUACGCGUGCAAUUAUAGGCGUGAACCAUUUUCUGGAGGUGGUCUUUCCAGUGUGAUUUUUGCGUUUCCGGCAGGGUUCGCAGCAUGGCAAGGAGGGUACGAUUGAAACGUUCCACUUGGCCAUUGCCUUGCGGAUGAUACGGGGUAGUCCUUGAAUGUCCAAUACCACACAGUUUUUCCAGUUGUUUGAAGAGGUGAUUUUCAAAUUCUCCUCCCUGAUCGUGAUGGAGUUUUUCUGGAAAACCGAAACGCAAAAUAAAGUCAUUAUAUAACUUUUCCGCCACUGUCUUAGCCGACUUAUUUCGGGUUGCAUAGGCUUGUGCGUAACGGGUAAAAUGAUCCAUUAUAACCAAGAUAUACUCGUAACCGCCACUACUUUUCUCGAGAUGAACAAAGUCUAAAGACACCAUCUGGAAUGGAGCAGUUGUUGUAAUGGACUGUAAUGGUGCUCUAGUUUGGAAAGUAGGAACUUUUUGCUUCACACACCGACAUUUAUGUGAAAUGUAAGAUUCUACAUCUCUCUGCAUGUGCGGCCAAUAGAACCGAGCACGGGCAAGUUCUAGCACCCUAUCUGCUCCUAAGUGACCCAUUUUCUCGUGAAGUUCCUCGUACACCAACCAAUGGAGCUUUUAGGUAAAACUAUUUGAUUCUUCAAACCACUUUUUCUCCGAAGUAAUCCAUGUUUGUCCAAUUCCAACUUGUUCCACUCGUGCAGGAGGUACCGUGUAUAGCGUGAUUCAUUAGAUGUUUUUUCCGAAGUAGGUCUCUCUUUCGAUUCAAUCCAUUUGAUCACCUUGCUAAUUUCUGUGUCAUCUCUUUGGGCAAGUGCGAUCUCGUCACAAGAAAUGGUGUUCAUGGAAACAUUGUUAAUGUGCUUCAUAUCUUCUUCUAACACAUCCUGAUUUGUAGUAAAAGCUGUGAUCCAGCUGAUGUUACUCGCUUGCUGUUCCAAAAUUGAUGACUCUACGGCUUGGAGAGUAUCCAUUGCAAUUUCCUCGGUGCACAUCUCCAUGUAACUAUCGACAUUUGCCAACAACCUUGACAGCGCGUCUGCAUCAGUGUUCACUUUACCGGGGCGGUAUUUGAUAGUAAAAUUGAAAUCUGCCAGUUCUCCGACCCAACGUAAACCCGUUGCAUUAAGUUUUGCGGAAGACAAGAUCUAUGUGAGUGGGUUGUUGUCAGUAUACACUGUAAAUUCCGAGGCAUAAUACAAAUAGUCUCGAAAAUGGUCACAAAUCGCCCACUUUAGUGCAAAAAAUUCCAACUUGCCCGAAUGGUGAUGGUAAUUUCUUUCGGCGGGUGUCAAGCGUCGAGAAGCAUACGCAAUAACUCUUGUUUCACCGUUUUGACUUUGGUACAGGACGGCUCCCAGUCCCUCUUCAGACGCGUCAGUGCACACAAUAAACGGUUUGGUAAAAUCUGGGUAGGCCAUCACAGGUGGAUCAACCAAAUGAUCUAACAGGUCUUCAAGGAUGAGUUGAUGAUCGUUAGUCCACUGCACAAUAGUACUAGAGGGUAACUGUCCUUUCGAUUUCAUAUUAUGUUUGCUAUUUCCUGUCUCUACACCGUCACUCUUAAUUAGAUCGUAUAUUGGUUUCGCUUUUCUAGAGAAAUUUGGAAUGUAUCUCCGAUAGCAAUUUAGCAGUCCCAUUAAACGCCUAACAUCACCAACGUUUUUUGGAGGGGACGACUUCAAAUGGUGGAUAACCUCUACGCCCGCAGGGUCCAUUCGAUAACCGCUUUCUGAAACAAUACGUCCCAAAAACACUACUCUCUCGAACAACUUACACUUUUGAGGCUUUAGCUUUACCCCAUUUUCCCUUAAACGCUGAAAUACCUUCCGAAGAUGUUCCACAUGAUCCUCGAACGUGGCACGAAAUACGAUGACGUCAUCAAGAUACGGGAUACAUAUUGUGUCGCGCAAGUCAUCCAAACAGUUUUCCAUGAAUCUUUGGAAUGCCGCCGGGGCAUUACAAAGACCGAAUGGGAUUCGAACCCAUUCAUAUAAGCCCCAGGGGGUUAUAAAGGCAGUUAGGGCUUGGCUCUCCUCACUCAUAAACCCUUGAUGGUAUGCUUUUCCUUGGUCCAAUACUGAGAACCAUGAAUUUCCCCCAAGACUGUCAAGUGUCUCUUGGAUCCUGGGUAUAGGGUGGCGAUCUGGGAUGCUUUUUUAUUUAGUUCUCGAUAGUCGAUGCAGAGCCGAAGCGUUUGGUCCUUUUUCCGGACACAUACUACAGGUGAACUGUAAGGGGAUGUUGACUUCCUGAUGAAGUUCUUAUUCAAGAGAUCUUCAACAUAACUUUUAACCUCAGGAUAAAGCGGUCUUGGCACUGCUGUGUAGUUCUUUUGUACUGGUGUCUCAUCGUUCAAUUUGAUUGUUACUUUCAGAUCUGGGAUACACCCAAUGUCAUCAUCGUUCUGUGAAAAUGCGUCAGCUUCUUGAGCUAACAUCCUUAGCGCAACUGAUCUUUGUUCUGGUGUUAACCCCUUUAAGUCAAUGUUCUUGAUGUGGUCAGGGAUGCCCACCAUGGGCUGGGUUUCAUUAGUGAAAGCAACAGAACAUUCACUAACUUUACAAGUUUGGUCUACCUGAGAACCAUUCUCAACGGUUUCCUCUCUCAAUUUUACUGGUAUUGCGGUUACAGACCGUACCAGUUGUAAUCGUCCUAACACUGUCCGUCGCUUAAUAACAAUAUCAUGAUUUGUUGGGUUAUUCGCCUGCACUUCGAUAAAAUUAGUCUUCCCUUUCUUUACUGUUAGCAAUGUCUCAUUGAUUUCUAGGCAGGAGGGCCAAGGCAUUGUUUCAUCUGGUUCGAAUAAAACUGGGGUAGUCCCACAAAUUGGACCUGUAUUAACUCGACACUGAAUGUUUACCUGUUUACCACUUGGUAUAACAACGUCUCUUUUGCUUGUUUUUACAUUGCAUAAAUAAUCACUGUCAGCACUUUGAACAAAGUUAAUUAAUGCUUGUGCUGCACUAUUGUCAAGUCCAACAAAUGAAGAUUGAAUUUCUGACAAUAAAUCAUUGUGUUUAUUUGUCACAAUUUCUUCAAUCACAUUGUAGCCUAUUAUUGGGUGCUCAAUUGUUUCAGUUGUAACCAAAAAUGGCACAC
This is a messenger RNA of Paramuricea clavata, 11708 nucleotides long. The record is from the annotation of a GenBank genome assembly. NCBI's taxonomy places the organism in Eukaryota, Metazoa, Cnidaria, Anthozoa, Malacalcyonacea, Plexauridae.